Molecule: messenger RNA, 2625 nt
Organism: Drosophila elegans
Lineage: Eukaryota; Metazoa; Arthropoda; Insecta; Diptera; Drosophilidae
Product: proton-coupled amino acid transporter-like protein CG1139
Exons: 7
Coding region: 502-1965 (487 amino acids)
Biological process (GO): amino acid transmembrane transport
Cellular component (GO): vacuolar membrane
Molecular function (GO): amino acid transmembrane transporter activity
Source: RefSeq, a predicted model, not a curated record
AACCAAACUCGAUUACUAGUGUUUUGCUUUGGUUUUGCUGCUCAGUGCUGUUUUGGAGUGAGAGGCAAUUGUUAUUGCGAGCUAAAUUCGAGGAAAAUUGUAACACUGGGAAAAGAUAAUUGGCAUCCGUCGUCUCCUCCACCACGCACCCCAAUUCUGUAAUUAAUGGAGCUUUGCAUGUCUUCUGUUCCAACUUGAUUUGCUUUCCACACUGAUAAAAGAAAAAACGCAAUCGCGCCACAACGCUGUGACCUUCGCAGGAGCACCAGCACCUUUUUUUCAUUGUCAGUGUCAAGCGGGAAAAAAUCAAUGGAGGACCUGACGCCACUGACGAACCUUCAACAGUUUUGAGUUCCAAGAUUAUUAUUUGCCCAAAAGCCGAGUACCAACACGACUACAACAAAUCAAUAUACUUAUAGUACAAACAACCACAAUCUCACAUUGGGAUCCAUCUAAUUUGCGAUAUUCUCUUUUCCCGACGGUGCGCCGCGCAAGAAAAAGAUGACGGAACGCCAGCCGCUGCUCCUGCAGAGCGACGCCUCCGACUACGAGGGCAGCCGAGGAUCGGCGGCUCGACCCGUGCGCAGCUCUCCGCCGGACAACACGCUGGUCAAUGUGCACAGCGAGGACAGUUUAGCAGUGCACGCAGCAGCCUCGGGAUCUGGAGAUGAGGAGCACGGCGCGACGGACAAGUCCAGCUACAACCCCACCCACCAUCGCACCCUGGAGCACCCGACGUCCAACUUCGACACCCUGAUCCAUCUGCUGAAGGGCAACAUUGGCACGGGCAUUCUGGCCAUGCCGGAUGCCUUCAAGAACGCCGGCCUCUAUGUGGGUCUCUUCGGCACCCUGAUCAUGGGCGCCAUCUGCACCCACUGCAUGCACAUGCUGGUCAAGUGCUCCCACGAGCUGUGCCAGCGGUUCCAGCAGCCGGCCUUGAACUUCUCGGAGGUGGCGUAUUGCAGUUUUGAGUCGGGACCGCUGGGGCUGCGCAGAUACUCGACUCUGGCCAGACGGAUCAUCACCACGUUCCUGUUCAUCACCCAAAUCGGCUUCUGCUGCGUCUACUUUCUGUUUGUGGCGCUGAACGUGAAGGACGUGAUGGAUCACUACUACAAGAUGCCCGUGCAGAUCUAUCUGCUCAUAAUGCUGGGCCCCAUGAUCCUGUUGAAUCUGGUGCGGAACCUCAAGUACCUGACGCCCGUUUCGCUAAUCGCCGCUCUUCUCACGGUGGCCGGUCUGGCCAUUAGCUUCUCGUACAUGCUGCAGGAUCUGCCGGAUGUGCACACGGUCAAACCGGUGGCCACCUGGGCCACGUUGCCGCUCUACUUCGGCACCGCCAUCUAUGCGUUCGAGGGGAUUGGCGUGGUCCUGCCCCUGGAGAAUAAUAUGCGCACUCCCGAGGACUUUGGCGGCACCACGGGUGUCCUCAACACGGGCAUGGUGAUCGUGGCCUGCCUGUACACGGCUGUCGGGUUUUUUGGCUACCUGAAGUACGGCGAACAUGUGGAGGGCAGCAUAACCCUAAAUCUGCCGCAGGGCGAAACACUUUCCCAGUUGGUGCGCAUUUCCAUGGCGGUGGCCAUAUUCCUCUCGUACACUCUGCAGUUCUAUGUGCCCGUAAACAUUGUGGAGCCCUUUGUGAGGAGUCACUUUGACACCACCCAAGCCAAGGAUCUGUCAGCCACUGUCCUGCGAGUCGUUCUAGUCACAUUUACCUUUCUUCUGGCCACCUGCAUUCCCAAUCUGGGCUCCAUUAUCUCGCUGGUGGGAGCUGUGAGCAGUUCAGCUUUGGCUCUCAUUGCCCCGCCAAUCAUUGAAAUUAUUACCUUCUAUAACGUUGGCUACGGCCGCUACAACUGGAUGCUGUGCAAGGACUUUCUCAUUCUGAUCUUCGGACUCUGUGGCUUUGUCUUUGGCACCUGGGCCAGUUUGGCUCAAAUCCUUAACGACAGGACCCACUAGAAAUGAUGUGGGCAAAAACGAACACAAAAACAAAAACAGGAGAUUUGGCUAGUUCUGCCUACAAAAUGUGUGCGAAUUUAUGACGAAGGCUUUAUGUAGUAGCAGUCAGACUACGAAUAUGUUUACCAUUAGUUGUUUCCCCUCUUCAAAACUGGUAUCGGUCCAGUGGCGGUGCUCUAGUGUCUUUAAUUUAUUAUUAUCGCGAUUUAUUUGCAUUUUUUGUUGCUUUAUCAAUUUAGCUGCAAUCGUACCAGAGACAAUAACUAGCAUUUUAAGUAGAAAGUUUUACAAUUCAAUGUAUGUUUGUUCAGUUCGUUAGUUGGGAGAAUAAUUCUGUGUUAACUCGAGGACCGCACAAUGCCAAAAGUGAUUUUACGUAGUAUUCUUAAAUAAAUUAUUAUUUAGCUUUUACUAUGUAGUCUAGGUCGGGGCAGACAGAACAUUCCAAAGCAGCUGCCGAGAAUUUCCCCAAAAAAAAACCGAAGUUAGCUAAAGUUAUCUGCAUACUUUUAUCGUUCUUAUAUUUGUAAUUAUUGUAGUAUAUGUACUCAGCCCACAAAAUGAUCUUUUAAAGUACAUCAAUUUGGUGUAUCGACAAAUGUUCUUUAAUGGUUAAACGGAUAACAAAAGACAAUAAUUAAUAUAAUGUUUAUAAAAUAA